Messenger RNA from Dermochelys coriacea (leatherback sea turtle), 6339 nucleotides. It is a transcript of the gene POU3F3, whose product is annotated as POU class 3 homeobox 3. The record is from RefSeq and is a predicted model, not a curated record. Lineage: Eukaryota; Metazoa; Chordata; Testudines; Dermochelyidae. The transcript has a single exon. Bases 1952 to 3259 code for a protein of 435 amino acids. Gene Ontology annotation, molecular function: DNA-binding transcription factor activity, RNA polymerase II-specific; RNA polymerase II cis-regulatory region sequence-specific DNA binding. Gene Ontology annotation, biological process: brain development; regulation of transcription by RNA polymerase II. Gene Ontology annotation, cellular component: nucleus.
GGUAAAGACAUUUUAUUGUGCAUCCUCUCAAAUAUCGUUGAUAUUAAACAGUUCGGUGCAGCUAUCCAUAUAAGUGUCCAAAGACAUAUGAGCUGCAUUCUAGUUCCCAUACAUACGGGGGAACUCAGAAACUAAAACAAAGAAGCGUGUGGCUGAUUGCAUGUAAUUAAGGGAACAACUUGCCAUGAUAGCUUCAGUCUAAGAUCUGGUAAGGGAUCUUGACGGUGCAGACUGGCCAAAAACCUUAGUAAAUCUUAAAAAGAUAUUAGCUCCCCCACUUUGCCUUUCUGACAUAUGCAGAGAGAGAUAAAUGGAAUACAAAACUUUGAAACAGAACAGGAUGCUUCCUUCUGUAGGUGAUGACUGUUUGAUUUAUGUAGACUGUAGCCAAUAUACAAUGGCUGCUUACAGAUGAUGGGAAAUAUUCGCCCAUGAGGAGACUCGUGCAUACAAGUAAAAUAAAUGCAUUAUUAGAUAGUGUCUCUUCCCCUCAUCUUUCUUUUCAUUCCUUCCCCCCCCCCCAUGCCCAGGGGGGUUUUAUUCUCCCUCUCUCUCCCUCCCCCACAUGCCCAAAUUGCUCUGUGCUGGGAGACUCAGAUUUAUCCGCCGGGCGUUAAGAGUUAAGACGUUGAGGGGAGAAGAAGAGGAGGGGCCGGGAAGGGAGCUGGAGGGGGAUCUGGUGGGGGCAGAUUUCCAGCUUCUACGCCACUUUGCCUAAAUUAAAAAGCAACCAAUCGGAACGGCCGGAAGGGGGGGCCUCGCGUCCGGAGCCCGUCAUUCCGGCUGUGUCAAUCACGCAGCGGGUCUCCAAUCAGCGGGGGCCCUUGCGCUCGACUUCCUUGUAUUUGGGAAAGGGUGGUGGUGGUGGUGCGCGCGCUCGGCGGAGGGUAAACAUUCGGCCGUCCCCGCGCUGCGAGGGAGGGACGGGGAGAGAGAGAGAGCGAGCGAGCGAGAGCUGUCAGGGCGAGCGCGCCGGUGGGGACGAGCCGCGCCGCUCUCCUCCCAGCACCACCCGGGCACGCUCUGCAAGCCGCCAACUUCCCCCGCUGGAGUUAGUGUACCAAGGAGCCCCUAGAUGCACGCACACAUACGCACACCUCUCUACCCAGGCUCUUCUCCUCCCGCAGCCCGCUGCUGGAAUUAACCACCAACCUUGCAAGGGAAGGAGAACCGUCUCUCCACCUCCCUCCUUUUUCUUUCCUUGCCUUUUUUGUUUGUUUGUUUGUUUGUUUGUUUGUUUAAAAAAAAAAGCCGCCUAAGAGGGGGGCAGGGGGGAGGGAAGAUGUCUCACCCAGCCCGUGCCUCCGGCGAGAAGGCUCCAAAGGGACUUGCGUUUCAAAGGGGACAGAGUGCUCCAGCGAGAGCCCAACUUUGAGACAUGCAGCAGCAGCAGCAUCCCCAGCACCGCCGCCGCCAGCCUCAGCCCAGGAAGUUUUCCUAGGACGCCGACCAAACUUGGCGAGAGAGGAGGAGGAGGCGAGAGCCGGGAGCCGAGCAGGGAGAGAGCGAAGAGAGGGAGCGCGAGAGAGAAGAGCCACCCGCGCGCACAAAGCCUUCGAGGAGGAAGGGAAAGAAAAAGUUUCGCUCCGGCAGGGGAAGGCGGCGCGGGCGAGAUGUGCUCCUGAGGGAGUGCCGGGGAGAAGGAGAAGGGGGCUCGCCGUUGUGUCUCCACCCCCCCCCCCCGCCCCUGCUUUUGAGCGUUGAUUUUUAUUAUUAUUAUUAUUAUUAUUUAUUUUGUCUUCCUGCAAAAAGAAGCAGCCGAGGCGUUAACAGGGGAAGGGCGCUCACGGGAGAUCGGGGCCAAACGCCCACGAGGCUGGUGAGGAGGCGAGCCCCGGGUGCCUGCGGAGCGGCGCGAGUUCCCGGGAGAGGGUGUUGACAAAGGGAGCCGAAGAGCCCCCAGUUGUGCGGAUUGGUGGCACGCCAGCAGGCAGGGGGGUGGGGGAGCGGAAUGGCCACCGCGGCUUCUAACCCUUACCUACCCAGCAACAGCAUCCUCUCCGCCGGCUCCAUCGUGCACUCGGACUCCGGCGGCGGGGGCAUGCAGCCGGGCAGCGUCGCCGUCACCUCGGUCUCCGGCGGCUACCGGGGCGACCCCUCCGUCAAAAUGGUCCAGAGUGACUUCAUGCAGGGAGCAAUGGCUGCUAGCAACGGCGGCCAUAUGCUGAGCCAUGCCCACCAGUGGGUGACAGCCCUGCCUCAUGCAGCCGCCGCCGCCGCCGCCGCCGCCGCCGCCGCCGUGGAAGCCGGCUCGCCCUGGUCCACCAGCCCGGUGGGGAUGAGCGGCAGCCCCCAGCAGCAGCAGCAGCAGCAGCAGCAGCAGCCGGAUGUGAAAGGCAACUCCGGCCGAGACGACCUGCACGGCGGCACGGCGCUGCACCACCGGCCACCCCACCUGGGUCCCCCACACCAGGGCCACCCGGGCGCGUGGGGGGCCACCGCCGCCGCCCACCUCCCGUCCAUGGCCGGGGGACAGCAGCAGCAAUCGCUCAUCUAUUCCCAGCCCGGGGGGUUCACGGUGAACGGGAUGCUGAGCCCUCCCCCUGGCAGCCAGAGCUUAGUGCACCCGGGACUGGUGAGGGGAGACACGCCGGAGCUGGGGGAUCACCCCAGCCACCACCAUCACCACCACCACCAGCAUCAGCACCACCAGCAGCACCACGGCGGGGUCAACAGCCACGACCCCCACUCGGAUGAGGACACGCCGACCUCGGAUGACCUGGAGCAGUUCGCCAAGCAGUUCAAGCAGCGGCGGAUAAAGCUGGGCUUCACGCAGGCAGAUGUGGGCUUGGCCCUGGGCACCCUGUACGGGAACGUCUUCUCCCAGACCACCAUCUGCAGGUUUGAGGCUCUGCAGCUCAGCUUCAAGAACAUGUGCAAGCUCAAGCCUUUGUUGAACAAGUGGCUGGAGGAAGCCGACUCCUCCACGGGCAGCCCCACUAGCAUCGACAAGAUCGCAGCCCAGGGCAGGAAGAGGAAGAAGCGGACCUCCAUCGAGGUGAGUGUCAAGGGGGCCUUGGAGAGUCACUUUCUGAAAUGCCCCAAGCCCUCCGCCCAGGAGAUUACGAACCUAGCGGACAGUCUGCAGCUGGAAAAGGAGGUGGUCAGGGUUUGGUUUUGCAAUCGGAGGCAGAAAGAGAAAAGGAUGACCCCCCCGGGGAUCCAGCAGCAGACCCCCGACGAUGUCUACUCCCAGGUCGGCAACGUGAACUCCGACACGCCGCCCCCACACCAUGGACUGCAAACAAGUGUGCAGUGAGAGUCACAACAGUAAGGGAAAGGAAGAGAGGCGAGAAAGGGAAAGGGGGAGGGGGGACCGACAACAACACCACACACACAAAAAUCCAGACUUGUUUCGACUAUCUAUCUAUCUAUCUAUCUAUCUAUAGAGUAUAUAUAUCUAUAUAUACAUAGAUAUAGAUAUCUAUAUGAAACGUUUGAAAAGGUCGAUCCGAGCGCUAACAUUUAUACUGUGGUUGGGAGGGGGUGGAGAUGCAUAAUGCACCAAAACUGCAGAUUUUUUUUCUUUCUUUUCUUCUUCUUUUUUUUUGUAAACAUUUUUAAAUUAUCCCCUAUUUCAGCAAUGAACAGCACCCACCCCUUCUCUCCCUUUAGGCCCCCACCUCCCAAAAAAUGCCCCCCCCCAAGGGCUCUCGUAUACGAAUCACGGGAACUUUUUUCUCUCACACACACUUUUUUCUUUUUUUAUGGGAGCAAUCCAAAAAAGGGAAGCAAAAGCAAAAUCAUCUGCCUGGUCGGAGGGUGCCUGCUGCAUUCCAGGACCCUGUUUUUCUUGGCCAAACCACAUCAUUUUGGUGCAAGAUAUCCAUGGGGGGGGAGGGGGAAUCUUGCAAAAUGAAAAGGGUCACUUUCUCCGGGGGGGGGGGGGGAAUAUGCACACUGCACUAAACACAAGCAGACUGUAUAGGGAAGCAAAUAUAUAUAAACAAAAAUAUGAGAAUAAAUACCCGCAUACCGAAAGCUGGGGGGAGCGGGGGGAGGGACAGACACCGUGAGAAAAAAAGAGGAGAGAUUGUUGGUCCCUAAAGUUCGAGCUCUAUAAAAGGACUUUUCAUGAAUUAAGGGAAACAGCCAGAUAAAGGGAAAUAAUUUAGGGCUGUCAAAGUCGUGCUCCUGACGGCUGCCAAUCACCGUGGAAGAUUCCUUUAAAAAAUCCACUGCUAAUAUUUUUUUUAUUAAUAUUUUUAUUUUUAUUUCUGGACUGAUUCAGAGAAAGGGAUUUAGAAGUACUGAGCGUCUGCAGCUGCACUUAAUCUGAACUUCUCCUCUCCUAAAUCCGUUGCCAACUUUGAUUGAAUGGGUGCUGGUGGAUGUGAUUAUAUAAUACUGCCAUUUCCGAGCAGUGUUUUUGGUAGGUUUUAAUAAACAGACUUUUCAAAAAGACGGCAAUAUAGAAUUGUUAGAUCCGUUGUUGAUCUAAAAAUAUUUGCUUUAUAUUUUCAUUAAAUGACUUCUUUUAAUAUUUUAUUCAGAAUACCUAUGAACUGCUGCAAAACGGUAAUUUAUUUUUCCCCAGAUCUUGUAUUACGUGUGUUUUUCAGACGAGCACAAAUCAAAAUGAAAUGAAAAUAUGGACAGUUGUUAGGUAAUAAGGGUAUCUUUUGAUGUGAUAAUUUGAUUGUAAUUUAAUUUGAGUAGUGAUUCCGUAAGAGCUGAUUGAGAAAAUAAAUUUGUUAGAAUGAAAUAGUCUGUGUCUGAUGCAUAAACACUGUGUCGAAAAAGUUCUCUUAAGGAAAUAUUGCAAAUAUUUAAGUGAUAGAACGAAGGAUAACCUGCUUUCUGUAUCUGGUGUCUACUUCAGGUAUCUGGAAAUGCAGAGUUCCAGUAUUCAUGCUGUUAGCAUUUUAGUACAGUACUCAUUUCUUAUAAAUCCGUAUACAGAGUAAAUUUCCAUAGAGUUUUUUUAUAAAUAUCCCUGUGUAAGGGCAUAGUAAGGCAAGAUUAGAGAAUAAAAGGCCACGUUCUUUAAAAUAAUUGUUUAAUUUAAGAUUAAACUUCAAUGCAGUAGAUGUGUAAGUGUAUGGACUGAUAAUUAAUGGCUAAUAGUGAAAGCAGUUAUGUUUUUUUAAAGUUUAGUCUCUUUUCAAACUAAGAAACGAAGGCUAGAAGCUUUUUAAGUAUAAAUUAUUUUGACACAUUUUAUGUCUGUAUAAUAUUUGUAUUUAAUUUAUCGUUAUAAUUUAAAGAAAGUACUUUUUUCCAAAAAAAAAUAUAGAGAUGAUAUUUUCAAAAUCCUACCUACGGUCCUCAUAGUUUACCAUUUUUGUUGUUGUUGUUGUUGUUUGGUUGGUUUAGGCUUUUUUGUACGAGGUGUGCAGUGGUGUAGUACAGUUAUUCCUUCACUCGACUUUAGUGUUGCCAUUCCUUCUUUACAACAAAUGUGUGUAUAAGUAAUGUUAAAGAUGCCAAUUGAUGCACUAGGUAGGCUGUCAUAUUUAUCUGCUAAAUUUAUUGCAAUAUACACACAAGUGAAUGAAUAUUUCAACUCUUCAUUUUGAAUUGGUAAUGUUGUCGAAACUACAGAUCUAAAUUUAAUGCCUCUAUGUACCCCCUGAAAACGUAUUAUAGAGAAAUAUUUUAUUUUUUUAUUAAUGUAAGCUUUCAAUAAUCUCUGGUUUCCCCCGUUCCCCCAUUUUCUUCCUCCCUCCCUUCUUUCUCGCUAUGUGAUAUUGAUGCUGGGGUUAAAACCCCAGAAAACUGCUGUAGAAACAACACACAUUUAUUCCUUUUUGACAGGCCUUGUGUCACUUUCAUAAAUCAAAUCAAACCAUAUAGCCGUGUACUGGGAUGCAUUAUUUUAACACCAGGUCUAGUAAAUAUCACGCUCGUUUUGAUUUGUGAAAUCCGAAAAGGCCAUAUUAGAAAAAGGAAAAGUGAAAGGGGAUACAAGACAAUUUCAUUUAUUCUCUUUGUUUAAUUUAAGAGCUUCCCAGUAAUUUUAUAACGGGGGGGGGGGGGAGGGGAGAGGGAGGGAAGGAAGGAAAGGAGGAAUCAUGAAUUUUGCUACAUGCAAGGGAAAUCAAAGAAAGGACUUCCAGUUUGGAAGCAGUGGGUUUGUUUUUAUGUGGUGGAUACUAUUAACACGUGAGGUGGAACCCUAUUUUUCACACAUGAAGGGUGGUGGCUUAUUAGACAUGGAGUAGGUCUAUUUAAAUUUCUUAGUGGUAUUUGGUUACUGGAUUUGGAUGACAACAAAGAGCUACAUAGGCUUCACACUGGUUUCUAUUAAAAGACAACCUUUGCGAAUUUCUGCAUAAGAAGGGCUGAUUUUUACACUAGAGGAAUAACAUUUGGUAGUAGGAACGUGCAAAAUCUGUU